GCCAUCCCUCAUCUCUCAUAUACGGCGACAGUACGACAAGGCCGGGAAGAGGUCUUUGAGGACUAUCUUGGGGACUCGUUGCAGACAACCUAUUUGAUCAUCGAUGCUCUCGAUGAAUGUACUACGGGUUUAGAUCGACUUCUUGAACUUGUCGCCCAACAGUCAUCAGCAUGUCGAAAUGCCAAAUGGAUCGUCUCGAGCCGGAACUGGCCAGCCAUUGAAGAAACUCUUGACGCUGCGACCCAGAAAACAAAGCUAUGGCUUGAAUUGAAUGAGGCGUCCGUUACUGAGGCCGUCGCCUUCUUUAUCCGCUAUAAGGUCCAGAAAUUGACGGAAAAGAAGAAAUUUGACAAUGAAACCCGUGAUGCUGUUUUCCAGUAUUUAUUGUCAAACGCACAUGGUACCUUCCUCUGGGUAGCUUUGGUUUGCGAGAAACUCACCAAGGUCUCGAAAAGAAACAUUCGGAAGACGUUAAAAGAAUUCCCCUCUGGUCUUGAUGAGCUUUAUAAGCGAAUGUUGAAUCAAAUCAAACGAAUCAGAUGA
This is a messenger RNA of Penicillium argentinense, 543 nucleotides long. RefSeq lists its product as uncharacterized. The annotation marks the transcript as partial. The record is from RefSeq and is a predicted model, not a curated record. The transcript is spliced from 2 exons. NCBI's taxonomy places the organism in Eukaryota, Fungi, Ascomycota, Eurotiomycetes, Eurotiales, Aspergillaceae.